GAGAUAUAAACAUAGGCAGACAUAUAUAAGGCGAAAAGAAGUAGCUCCAUUGUCUGUAGUAUUAUUUUUCCCACAAAUCUCCAUUUGCCGAUCUUUCCAAAGCUCAAUCCCAGAAAAGCGUCACCACUGCCAGCCUUCGAUCCUUCGAAAGAUCCGAUCAGAUCUCUUUGUCUUUCUCUCACUGCACUUCUCAUACUGUUUUCUUUCUCUCUACACACAUACCUUUUUCUGCAACUCCAUUCUCCGGUUUGUCGAAGAUUCUGGAACAAGAAUUUGUUAGAUUCUGUGAACUAUGUAAUUUGUGUGCUUUCUUGUGAAAAAGGAGUCGUUUUUGUGUAGUUUGUUGUACAGUUAGGGUUUUUUUUUGGGGAAAGUUUUAGAUCGUGAGCUAGGGUUUCUGAAGAUCAGAAAUUGAUAAAAUUUGGGGUUUAUUCUUUAUUUUUCUUGGUGUGGUGUGAGUGAGUGUAUGAGGAUUUGGUGUUGUUUAUGUUUUGGAGAAGAAGAAGAUAGUAAGAAGGGCUACAAGAGUAUGAGGGACCCGAUUUUGGGGAAUAACGGCGACGAAUCUCCAGAUGAAAAUUCGGCAUUUGACUGGAGGAAUGUUUUUGAAGGUGUCAAUGUUGCAGCAGUGGUGAGUCCACAAGCGGGCGCUGCGGGUGAUCUUGGUGUUCCCAAGAAUGAGGAGAUUGAUUUUGAUAGCAACUGGUUAUCCAGUGAAGUGGAGGUGAAGAAUGAAAAUUAUAGUGGUGAGAAAAUGUUGGAUGUUAAUUUGAAUUUGGGUUUGAGUGGAGAGGCUUCAUCCUCAACAGUGCUGAAAGAGGAUUCUGAUCGUGAUACCUGUAGUAAAAGGCCCAAAGUUAACUCCUUUUCGCUGGAUUGGGACAACCACUUGUUGCUGGAAACCAGUUACCUAUGUCCAAUGAACGAGGGCGGUGGAGAUAUGAGUUUAUCAAACUUACUUGGUGCAACAGAUGCUGAGGGGAAAGAUUCUAAAAUGGACUAUUUAGAUGUGCGGAUGGAUCUUACUGAUGACUUGUUGCAUAUGGUGUUCUCCUUUUUGGACCAUAUUGAUCUUUGUCGAGCUGCAAGUGUUUGUAGCCAGUGGAGAGCAGCUAGCUCUCACGAAGACUUUUGGCGGUAUCUGAAUUUUGAGAAUAAACAGAUAUCCUCAAAUCAAUUUGAGGACAUGUGUCGGCGAUACCCAAAUGCAACAACAAUCAACUUAUAUGGAACUCCUAAUAUUCACCCACUAGCAAUGAAAGCUGUUUCUUCUUUAAGGAAUCUUGAGACUCUGUCAUUGGGCAGAGGUCAAUUGGGGGAAACAUUUUUUCAAGCCUUAACAGAUUGCCAUGUGUUGAGGAGUUUGACCAUUAAUGAUGCCACUCUUGGAAAUGGCAUUCAAGAGAUACCAAUUUCUCAUGAUAGCUUGCGUCUUCUGCAGCUAGUGAAGUGUCGUGUGCUUCGAGUUUCUAUCAGAUGUCCACAACUUGAAACGUUGUCACUUAAGCGCAGUAGCAUGCCACAUGCGGUGCUUAAUUGCCCUCUUUUACAUGACCUUGAUAUUGCUUCAUGUCACAAACUUUCCGACGCUGCUAUUCGUUCGGCUGCUACAGCAUGCCCUCUUUUAGAGUCUUUGGAUAUGUCAAAUUGUUCAUGUGUCAGUGAUGAAACACUGCGUGAUAUAGCUCAAACUUGUGGAAAUCUUCGAGUUUUGGAUGCUUCAUACUGCCCAAACAUUUCUCUUGAGUCUGUGAGGCUGGUUAUGCUGACUGUUCUCAAGCUUCAUAGUUGUGAGGGCAUAACAUCAGCUUCCAUGGCUGCCAUAGCCCAUAGCUAUAUGUUAGAGGUUCUGGAGCUUGAUAAUUGCAGUUUAUUGACAUCAGUGUCCUUGGAUCUUCCUCGCCUUCAGAGCAUCAGACUAGUACAUUGUCGCAAGUUUAUUGACCUUAACUUGCAUUGUGGAAUGUUAUCAUCAAUUACUGUUUCUAAUUGCCCAUUGCUUCAUCGAAUCAAUAUAACUUCAAGUGCACUCAAAAAAUUAGUUUUGCAGAAGCAGGAAAGCUUGACAACAAUUGCAUUACAGUGUCCGAAUUUGCUAGAAGUAGACCUUACUGAGUGUGAAUCGCUCACCAAUUCUAUUUGUGAAGUUUUCAGUGAUGGUGGUGGCUGUCCUGUGCUUAAAUCCUUAGUUCUAGAUAACUGUGAGAGCUUGACACUUGUGGCUUUCUGCAGCACUUCUUUGGUUUCUCUUUCACUUGGUGGUUGCCGUGCUUUAAUUUCUCUUGCACUUAGUUGCCGAUAUCUUGAACAAGUCUCUUUAGAUGGUUGUGAUCAUCUUGAAGUAGCAUCAUUUUGCCCAGUUGGUCUUAGGUCACUUAAUCUUGGUAUAUGCCCCAAAAUGAAUAUGCUCCAUAUUGAAGCUCCACAAAUGGCUUCACUUGAGCUGAAGGGCUGUGGUGUGCUAUCUGAAGCAUCUAUUAAUUGCCCCCUGUUAACCUCUUUUGAUGCUUCAUUCUGCAGCCAACUCAAGGAUGAUUGUUUAUCUGCCACGACUUCGUCGUGCCCCCUCAUCGAGUCAUUAGUAUUAAUGUCAUGUCCAUCUGUUGGCUGUGAUGGACUCCUCUCUUUGCAGUCCCUCCCAAACUUGACCUACCUUGAUCUAUCCUAUACGUUUUUGGUUACCUUGCAACCUGUUUAUGAAUCAUGCUUGCAGUUAAAGGUCCUAAAGUUGCAAGCAUGCAAGUAUCUCACUGAUACAUCUUUGGAACCCCUCUAUAAAGAAAAUGCUCUCCCAGCCCUUUGUGAGUUGGAUUUGUCGUAUGGGACCUUAUGCCAAUCAGCCAUUGAGGAAUUGCUUGCUUGCUGCACACAUUUGAGUCAUGUCAGCUUGAAUGGAUGUAUUAAUAUGCAUGAUUUAAAUUGGGGAUUUACUGGAGAUCAACUGUCGCAUAUACCCAGUGUUAGUAUACCUCAUGGAUCUUCCCUGGGAGAACAGCAGUUGCCAAAUGAACAACCAAAGCGUUUGCUAGAGAACCUUAACUGUGUAGGCUGCCCAAAUAUAAAAAAGGUGUUUAUUCCUAUGGCACAAGGUUUCCUUUUGUCAUCAUUAAACCUUUCCCUGUCUGCGAAUUUGAAGGAGGUUGAUAUAGCUUGUUACAACUUGUGCGUUCUCAAUUUGAGCAAUUGCUGUUCAUUGGAAUCAUUGCAACUGGAAUGUCCAAGAUUAAGUAGCCUCUUUCUUCAGUCCUGCAACAUUGAUGAGGAAGCUGUUGAAGCUGCCGUAUCACGAUGUACGAUGCUUGAGACGCUUGACGUUCGUUUUUGUCCCAAGAUUUGUCCACUGAACAUGACGAGGUUGCGGGUUGCAUGUCCCAGUUUGAAACGCAUCUUCAGCAGCCUAGUCCCAUCAUGAGGCAAAAUGAAAUAUUUGAUAUGUUUGUGUAGGCUGGCUAGGGACAUAAUAUUUGACUACAGAGGUUCAUAUUUUAUGUAUAGUUAGCUAUUUAUGUUGCUGUGAUUGGUGAAACGUACAGCGAGCUUCAUACAUGUAACACCUUAAUGUUUUGGUGUUGGCUUUCACAUUUUAUGAUUUGGUUAGCGCACUUAAUGCAACUUUAUUCAGAUCUCA
Messenger RNA from Solanum tuberosum (potato), 3628 nucleotides. RefSeq names its product F-box/LRR-repeat protein 15. The record is from RefSeq and is a predicted model, not a curated record. The transcript is spliced from 17 exons. The coding region runs from base 467 to 3412 and encodes 981 amino acids. Lineage: Eukaryota; Viridiplantae; Streptophyta; Magnoliopsida; Solanales; Solanaceae. Gene Ontology annotation, molecular function: protein binding.